GGUUUUACCUGGCCAGCCUGAGACGCAGAGCUGAUGGAGAGAGGCAAGGCUGAGUGCGGUGCCAGUCCGGAGCGCUGUUGAGCAGAGAGCGCAGAGCAGCCUCUGCUGACAGGGAGCGGUCUGCUGCUUUCUCUCAAGACCUGUGUGAAAUCUUAGUUUGUUUUAUACAAGUGAUUCGAGGGUUUUUCUGGAAAAAGAAAACAAAAACCGUCUUGGAUUUUUUUUUUUUUUUUGGUCUUUUGGCGACGGAAUUGGGAUGUAACCGGUUUCCACAUGUGUUUGGAAGUGGCGUGAGGUUGCGUCCAGACUGAGAAGAGCCAACUGCAGGGGCGUUGUGGUUAAUUGAAAUCGAUCCGGUGGUCUCUUUUUGAAUGUGAAGCAGCAGCAUAGGUUCUUUCUCCUCUCCUCUCCUCUCCUCUCCUCUCCCCCCUUUUUUCACCUCCAACAUGACUUCACUGUCGGGGACCAAGGAGAGGUCUGUGAGCAGCCGGAGCAGAAAAUAUGGGAUGCCUGACACUUCCCCUACCAAAUCUGCCUCCUUCUUCCCCGACACAUGGUACCGAAAGGCCUACGAGGAAACCACCCGCUCCAGCACACGCCCCGCCCCAGAGGGAGCAGGCUCAAUGCCAAGCUCCACAGGCACCCCGUCCCCAGGCUCAGGAAUCUCCUCACCAGGGUCAUUCUCUGGAUCCCCUGGGACCAUCUCUCCGGGGAUUGGGACAGAAUCUCCCGGUUCUCUGGGUGGCUCCCCAGGUUUUGGGACAGGAUCACCGGCCUCAGGCAGUGGAAGUUCCCCUGGUAGUGAAAGAGGGAUAUGGUGUGAGAACUGCAAUGCAAGACUGACAGAGCUGAAAAGACAAGCACUGAAACUGCUCAUCCCUGGACCUUACUCCAGCAAGGAUCCCUCCUUCUCUCUCCUUCUUCAUGAUAAGCUUCAGGUGCCCAACAGUUCUCGGCGGGCAUGGAAUGAACGUGACAGUCGAUGUGAUGUCUGCGCCACUCACCUCACUCAGCUCAAACAGGAAGCUGUGCGCAUGGUCCUCACUCUCGACCAGUGGGAUUUGUCUCCCACCUCUUCCCCUACGGCCCUGAUUGGACGAUAUGGAUCUCAAGGCCUUCCCAGUUCAAUGGGAGCAUCUGGAGCACCAGGAGGUCCUGGGUCACGGGAGUGGCCUCCUCCUUUUCUCCCUUCCUCCUCAUCUUCAGCUGCUGCUGCCGUUUUACAUCCUCCUCACCCGUCCUCCCAGUCGCCCUCACCAAGCCCCAGCCAGACCCCAACGCCCAGCCCGGGCCACGGACCAUCCAACCCCAGCCAUGGGAGUCCCUCGGUGGGGCAAACAUCCAGCUUUGCUACCACAAACCCACAACCUCAAGGCCUAGGGCACAGGCUGGGGUCCAAGCCCAGCUCCCUGGGGCUUGGAGGUGGGACGGACAGAAGGAAUGGGUCCCCAAGUUCAGCAAAAGCUGGUGCCCAACAGCAACCAGCGGCUGCAGUAAACAGCCCUGGCAAUAAUAGUGGUAACAGCAGUAAUAAUGGGAGUGGAGCAGUACUGAGCACAGCAGCUCUGCAGGCCCAUCAGCACCUGAACCGGACUAAUGGAGGAGUUACACUCUAUCCGUACCAGAGCUGCACAAAAAUUGAACUUAGCAUCCAAGAAGAAGAAGCAGAAAACCACUGCAGUCACAGCCCCAGUGACAUCAUCAUCACCGUCAUGUGACCCCCCUCUGUUCCCCACUAAUUUUAGCGCCGCCUUGUUGAUGGCCCCACCCCCGGCUCCGCCCUGCCUUCUCCGUGCAGCCAACAAAAUCAAGGAUACCCCUGGGCUUGGAAAGGUGAAAGUGAUGGUGCGUGUGUGCCCAGUGUCUCAGUCGGAUGCAGCUGAGUCCAGUUCCUUCCUGAAAGUGGAUCCCAGGAAGAAACAAAUCACCAUCAUGGACCCCUCAGCCAAUCAGACACCAAGCGCUGCCUCCCAGAAAAAAGCAGGAGCCAAUCAAGUCCCUCCAAAGAUGUUCACCUUUGAUGCUGCGUUCCCUCCUGAUGCAUCACAGGCGGAGGUGUGUGCGGGAACGGUUGCCGAGGUGAUUCAGUCGGUGGUGAAUGGAGCAGAUGGCUGUGUCUUCUGCUUUGGACACUCCAAGCUGGGUAAAUCCUACACAAUGAUUGGUCGCGAUGACUCUCUUCAGACUCUGGGUAUUAUCCCCUGUGCCAUCUCCUGGUUGUUUAAGCUCAUCAACGAGAGGAAGGAGAAAACAGGAGCCCGCUUCUCCGUUCGUGUCUCUGCAGUUGAGGUUUGGGGAAAAGAGGAGAAUCUUAAGGACUUGCUGUCUGAAGUAGCUACAGGCAGUUUACAGGAUGGACAGUCACCUGGAGUCUACCUGUGUGAGGACCCCAUCUGUGGCAUGCAGCUCCAAAACCAGUCUGAACUGCGUGCUCCAACCCCAGAGAAAGCAGCCUGGUUCCUCGAUGCAGCCAUAGCAGCUCGCCACAGUAGCCAAAGCCCCAACCCCACUGAAGAAGAACAUAGGAACUCACACAUGCUGUUUACAUUACACAUAUACCAGUAUCGCAUGGAAAAGACAGGCAAAGGAGGGAUGUCAGGAGGUCGCAGUCGCCUCCACCUGCUGGACCUUGGCAGCUGUGAUGUCAAAGUACUUGGAGGAGGAGGAGGAGGAGGAGGAGGUGGUGCAGGAGGUGCGGGAGGUGGUAAAAGCAGGGAUAACUCUUCACCCAGUUCGGCCCCUCUGUGCCUUUCUCUGUCUGCCCUCGGCAACGUGAUCCUGGCCCUGGUCAACGGGAGCAAGCACAUCCCAUACAAGGACAGCAAGCUGACCAUGUUGCUAAGGGAGUCGCUAGGCAACAUGAACUGCCGGACCACCAUGAUUGCUCACAUCUCUGCCUCACCCAGAGAUUUCUCAGAAACCCUUUCCACCAUCCAGAUUGCUUCCCGCGUCCUCCGCAUGAAAAAGAAGAAAACUAAAGUCACCGUGCAAUAUACCUCCAGCUCCUCUGGAGGAGAGAGCUCCUGUGAGGAGGGUCGCAUGCGUCGUCCGACCCACCUGCGACCUUUCCAUCACCGUGGUGACACUGACUCUGACCUCCCAUUGCUGCGACUGUCCAGUGACCCUGACGAAUACUCGAGCAGCGAGCAGUCAUGUGACACGGUGAUCUACGUGGGCCCAAACGGUGCUGCGGUGUCAGAUAGAGAGCUGACGGACAAUGAGGGACCACCAGAAUUUGUACCAAUUAUUCCGGCUUUGCUUCGAGGUAAAGUGUCAGAGCAGCAGCAAACACAAGGUCAGGCAGCUGGAGUCCAGAACAAGGUGCAGUCUCAGCCAGAGGACCAGCCCAGUGGGCCCGUUCAGUCCCUACCUCAGCCCUCUCAAUCACUACUUGGACAGCCAUUGGCCCCAGUCCCAGAGGAGGGAGCUGAGUGCCUGAAGUGCAACACCUUUGCUGAGCUGCAGGAGAGACUGGACUGCAUUGAUGGCAGCGAGGAGGUGGCAAAGUUCCCCUUUGAAGAGGUUCCAGCCAGCAAACAAGGUGCCAAACAAGAGCCAUGUCCAUCUUCAGCAGUCCCAACCUCAGCUCCUUCUGCUCCUGGCUCUGCUGCUAUGUUGGAUACAGAAACCAAAACAGGCUCUGCAUGUGCUGUAGGAGGUGCAGUGCAGUCCUUCUCCUCCUCAGCAGCAGCAGCAGCAGCAGCAACCUCCAGGAGGAGGACCAAUGACCAGCAGCUGCAGGAGAUCAGGGAAGUGGUGGAGGAGGCGGAGCUGGCCCAGACAAUGAUCCACAAUCUAGCUCAGAGUUCUGGUUCGCCCAUAGUUACAAGUGCCAGGAGUGUUACAGGAAGUAGCAGCAUCACCUCUAACCCCCUGCACAGGGCCAAGAGCUCCCACCUGAAUGACAGCCGCGAGAGUCUGAAUGCGGGCAACACUGACGGGAAGGCACGCCCACUAGGAUCACCACGCCUUGGCAUUGCCAGCCUGACCAAAACCUCAGACUACAGGCCUCCGUCCUCUCCCUCCCAGCGGUGUAAAGUCUACACACAGAAGGGCGUGAUGCCAGCAACACCCCCUCUGUCCUCACACACUCUGGCUCAAGACGGCCAGGCCACAGAAGCUUUGACCUCAGACAACAGUUUGGCUGCAGACAGCGGCCGCUCCUCCACAGAGUCCCUGCUGUCCAGGACUUCUCCGGUGGGCAUGAGCCCACAAGUCAGAGAGCCAACUCCGUCUCUGUCUGCCAGCCUGGGCUCAGCUGAGACUCUCUGUGACGACGAUGUCCCCCCGAUACCAUUGGACACGCACAGGGAUGGACCAGCAGUAUCUGUCGGAACAGUCAGUCCUCACUCACUUGGGGAGGAUGAACUGGUAUACACUGUGGCUUCUGGAGGUGUGGAGAACCUUGAUCUUACAGCUCUCAUGGAAACUCAGGGCCUGACCUGUCGUCCAACAAGCAUCAUCAGCUUCAACAGUGACCACUGCUCUGUCACAGCCUUAACCUCGAGCUCUCAAGCUGUCAGCAUCAUCAGUGGUAUUGCUGAGGAUGGAACUGUGGGGGAUUAUCACAUGCAUGCAGGCCCUGCAACAAGCUCAGGGGUUACAGAAGUUGUUGCCAUAGCAGAGGUGGCCAUGGCCAAGCUGCGGAUGGAAGGUGAAGCCUUAGCCACAGUGAUGUCAAACUGUGGUUCACCCAUCUCCUCUUGGAUGAGUGAUCUGAGUGUGGGCAGUGAAGCUGACCAGUCUCUCCACAGCUUCAGUCAGUCCCAGAGCCAGCAAGGGGAGGCCCUGGCUGAACCUGAACCUAACCAGAGCCUUCCCUUUGGAGUGGAGGGGUUGGAUGGUUAUGAAAGCUGUGGUAGCCCGAGAAGAGGGAGUCUGGAAGGGGAGGUGGUGCUGUCUGUAAACAAGAGCGACAAGGGAACUCCAACCAAAGACAGGCUGAGGAAACUGCCUCCCUCCAUGGCUAAAACUAACAUUCAAAUCCUGGCAGGACCUGGUAACUUCUCUCCCUUCAAGACCACCAUCAGUGUGCACCCAUGUGUGGCUGUCAAACCCAUGGUUUUACAGGAACCAACCAUCCUCUCUUCACCUACCAAGACCAGCUUCAUGAAAGACCCUGGCAAGUUUAAUGCACCACUUUUAGCUUCUAUUUCCAGUGAGAUGAACUUUGAGGACCCCUGGUUGAAGCGCGGCAUGGAGGAGGGGAGGUCCAGGGAGCUUGUGUGUGAAGUGAAGCCAGGGAAGAGGGAGGUGGAGCAUUCAAAGAGCCAGGCUGGAGCUGGGACUGGGGACCACCAGAGCUUCUGCCAGGAUGGUGGAGAUCAUGGCAGCUCUAGUUCAGGUGGUGAGGUUGUGUCAUCUCCAGAUUCCUUUAAGAGAGUGGUGGAUGGCUGUGAGAUGGUUGCUGUUGUUGCCCAGGGAGAAUACCUGACUAGUAUGUACAGCCCAGAUAUCCACCGCACUGCCAGUCUUCCCCGUGGCUGGCACCGUCUCAACCGUCACGAUGGCUUAGACAAUGGAGUUGAGUAUCGUAAUCUUGGCGUCACCACUUCAACUCCCUGCAGCCCCCGCGCCACACUUGACCGCCGAGGAUCAACUGGAAAACAGGGCAUUUUCUCCCACAAGAAGGGGGGAAUACCACCUCUGCCACCAGUACGGAAGUCCAGCCUCGACCAGCGGAACAGGGCAGCCAGCCCUCUCCACCAGCUCAACCACGGAGUCUCAUUACUGGGCAGCUCAACAGAUGAUGCAGGGAUAUCUGGAUGUGGCCCUGCAGGUGUCAGCAGACAACGAGGCUCCAGCAUAGACAGCAGCAGACUUUUCAGUGCCAAGUUGGAACAGCUUGCAAACAGAACCAACUCUCUGGGUCGGGUCCACACCUCCCACAGUGGUUCCCACCACUACGACUGCUUCUCUCUAGAGAGGGGUGGCAGCCUGAGAGGGGGAGGAGGAGUGAGGGGGGACAGCACCAUGCCUCGUACUGGGCGCAGCCUUACCCGUGCUGGAUCAGUAUCUUCUCCUACAGGAAACAACAGCAGCCCCAGUUUCAACACCAGUCCCGGGCCAAGCAGUGCUCCACAGUCACCAGCCAAAAUCAGCGGCCAGUCAAAGAUCUCAGCAGUUAGUAAGCUGCUGAUGACCAGCAGUCCCAAGACCAGGAGUCUGUCUGCGUCAAGCACCAAAACUCUGAGCUUCUCCAACAAGUCUUUAAGCCAAGCUUCCAGUCGCAGCUCCAGCCUUCCUCCUAAUGGAAAGCCCCAGAGUUCAGUCCAGGGCCCUCUGCAGCAGCAAGGACCUUCCCCUGUAACCUGGUCUACCCAGUCUUUGAGCCGCAGUCGAGGGGGAAGCCUGGCUGCCAAGCUGCCUCUCCGGGCUGUCAACGGUCGAAUCUCAGAGCUCCUCCAGGGAAGUGCAGGCUCCCGUACUAGGAGUCAUUCCCAGGGAGGAGGCACAGAUCUAGCAGAGGAAAGAGGAGUUGGAGGGGCAAGUGGAGGAGGAGCUGGAGCAGGAGGUGGUGGUGGAGGUGCCCUGGGAGAGGAGAAGGCAGCAGUGGUCCAAACUCUCCCCUCUCCCUACAGCAAGAUCACGGCUCCUAGAAAACCACACCGCUGCAGCAGCGGCCAUGCAAGUGAUAACAGCAGUGUACUGAGUGGUGAGCUUCCCCCGGCCAUGGGGAAGACCGCCUUGUUUUACCACAGUGGAGGCAGCAGUGGCUAUGAGAGCAUGCUGAGAGACAGCAGCGAGAACACCGGAAGUACCUCGUCUGCUCAGGACUCUCUCAGUGAGCAUAGUUCAGCCACCACCUCCUCCAGACGGAGCUCCAAGAGCAGCAAGAAGAGCAGGAGCAACACAGGCCUCCAGCGUCGUCGUCUGAUCCCAGCACUGACCUUGGACUCUUCCACCUCCUCCCCUUCUCACCGCUCCUCCAAACAGGCCGUCACUUCCUCUUCUUCCUCUUCCUCCAGCCCAGGUGCAUGCUGGGUAGAUGGCCCAUUAGGGCCCCCAGCUCCCUCAAACCUCCGGGCAGUGACUGCAACAACAGACACCUUUGAGAUCAAAGUGUACGAGAUAGAUGACGUCGAGCGGCUGCAGAAGAGGAGAGACAAAGGAGGGAGCAAGGAGGUGGUGUAUGUCAGUGCCAAGCUCCGCCUGUUGGAGCACCGUCAGCAGAGAAUUAGUGAAGUCAGAGCCAAGUACCAGUGUCUGAAGAAGGAGCUGGAACAAACCAAACAGUACCUGAUGCUGGAGCCACACAAAUGGACCACCGAGUUUGAGCUACAGCAGGCCUACGAAGUGGACUCUCUGGAGUAUUUGGAAGCUCUGGAGACUGUGACAGACAAACUGGAGACCAGAGUCAACUUCUGCAAAGCCCACCUCAUGAUGAUCACCUGCUUCGAUGUGUCCUCAAGACACCGGUAGACAGAUGGAGGGACGGAGGGCUGGAGGACGGAGAGGCAGACACACAGCUGGACACAAUUAGAUGUCAACAUUUUGACUUUUUGCCCCCUGAUUAAUCAAAGACCUUUAGAAAGUAUCUCCUAAACUAAUACAUCUCAUUGGAUGGAUGGAUAGUUGGGAGACAGGGAUGGACUGACUUGAUCCUGCAUGUCAUCCUCAUGUCUCCUCCAAAUGUAAGUAGGCAGAAGGACAGAUGGAUGCAGAGAUGAAGGGAUAAAAGGAAUGGAGAUAUAUACAGAUAUCUAACAAGCCGAGUCCGUAUGAUGAGUCCGUAGUUGUUGUUUUUUCUUGGGGGCUUGGACACAAACUCAGAAGGAGACAUAAAUCCGCAUCUAAUGGAUGGGCUUUGAAUCAGAUAAAUAUGGCUGCCUAAAGGGGCAGACAGACGGUUCUAAGUCUGAAAAGAAACAUCAAACAUACCACACAGUUUCCAGAGAAGUGAAUAAUUGGACUGCUGAGACACCUCUGAGACUGAGUCGAACAUUUAGGAAUGUAUGCAGAAGAAAGGAGUGGAGAGAGAGGAACACAAACUGCCAUUUUUUAAACAAAAAGGAUAAAGAAAAAGUGUAGGAGAGGAGAAGAACGAUUUCCCAUCUCCCAUCGUUUUAGGAGAGCACUUUUUAGAGUUUACGAAGUCGAGAGCUGUUGGCAGAGUGCUCACUACAGAAUGGCUUGGUAUUGUUGUUCAGUUAAUAAAAGAGACUAACCAAGAGAAAGACAGGAGGACAAAGAUAAAUGAUUUAGAUAAGUGCCUUGUGAACAUUUCAACAAUACCAAGACCGAUUCUCUUUCUCUCUGAAUUUGUGUACUUGCAGUAAGUAUGGUGCUAGCAUAGAAAUGAAAAAAAAAAAAACACAAAAGAUCAGUGUCCUUGGAAAAUCUUUGAAUUUAUAGCCAUUUCUAAAUGUGAUGUUUUACUGUGGGUCAAUGUUUCACUAUAUCAUAAACACCUAAUACUGUAUGUUUGAAUGGUCUUUGGUACAGUGAGGAGAGAAGAGAUUUUUAACUGGAUCCCUAACUAAAAAUGUUAAAGAAGACCUACGGAACAUGGAGACUAACACCAAGUUCCUCUUAAAAAAACAAACGAUUGCAAGGACCAAAAGUCGAAUUUGAAAAACACACCUGAUUUUUCCAGGACACAGAGUUAUGUGUGUUUAAAACAAAGAAAAAAGCACUAACUCUAGUUUUUUGUGGUGGUUGUUUUUACCUUGACUUCACUCACAUACAGAGCACAUCUGAAUUUUGACCCUCUGAGGCAUACGUACAUUUCCCCUGAUACAGAUGUGAUGGCUUUUUCAUGUUCACAAAGCAAUGAAACGUCUGAGUCGCACAAGAGUGGAAAAUUUUUCUCUGAUCCAGUGUGAAGUACAUCCAUCGAUUGACUUGACUGACUGUCAUACUGACUGACAGUUAUUCUGUCUGUUAUUUGUAUCUGUGUUGUUCUGCUCUAUUCUAAAAGAAACUGAAUGAUUUGUCAAUGUGUGUGUUUUAUAAUAAGGUAUCCUUUUUUAUUUGAAUGCAAUGGGACCACGCAGAGACUAUGUAUGAUAGUAGGAUCAUGGAAAUAGAUUAAAGAGAUAUUUAAGAGUAAACUGUAAGGAGGACACAGGUACAAGAUAAGCUCAUUGAUAUACAGUGUUAAAGGCCUGUAUGAUUGGCACAAAGUAGUGAAUUUAGACUGGAAAUACUUAUUUGGGACUUCAAUUAUGGUUACAAAUGGGCUACUUACAGUAAAUUGUUCCAGUAUGGUCUUUUACUGAAAGGACACAGACGUUAUAAAGGAACAACUAAAAUAUAUAUAUUUAAAGGAAUGAAAGAGAACUAAAGAAAGAAAAGGAUGAUGACCAAAUUAAGGGGAAAAGAUCUCUUCCUGGUUCCAUUUUUUUUGGAUGGAUAGCAACACUUAUGAUUUGUUAAUAUUAUUAUCUAUGGUGCUUGAGAUGUUUAUGAUCUAAAUGUUUGUACAAAUAUAAAUAUAUGAAAAAGCCUGUUUCCCUCUGACAUUCAGAACAAUACCCUUCGAAUGCUUCUUCUAUAUUGCCGUCAUCACGUCUGUCACCACCCUCUCCCCUGAAUGCCUUUUCCGCAGCAAGCAGAGAGCAUUCUGGGAGAUCCUGUUAGUUGUCCUAGAGGUAAAAUGAGGAACAGACACCAACUGUAAUGAUAUUGGUGUGAUUUGUCAAAAGCAUCGUAGUGCUAAAUUUAUCUUUAUCCUAACAGAGCAAACUCAGUUCUUAUCUUUUCCACUGGAGUGACAGCAGGAAAUAAGCAGGAAAUAACUUUAAAUGUUUUAAACGUCUCCUGGCUGACUGUAAAGAGGUGACAGUCAUUCAUUGUGUGUGGCGUACACCUGCAGUGUCAGCCACGGGAAAUUACCCCUGAAACUAAGAUGCUUUUGACAGACUGGACCAAUGAAGCAUUUUCAUAGGAGGCAGACAAAGUAGCCGUGUGACAUCGCUGAUCGUUUAAGUUCACCGUGCCAGUCAUGAAUGAAGGUUUAUUUAUUUGAGCUCAGGAGAGCAGAGUCGCUUAUUUUUAUGUUCUUAUUUAUUUACACCUUCUGAUCUUAAAAGUUACUAUGCAUUUAAGAAAAAGAAAAAAAUAACUGUACAUAUUUUGCUGAGCCCAUGUCAUAUAUAAAUAUAUAUACUGUACACAUAUCAUAUAUACGCUCAUUUUUAUUUUAUAUAUUUUCUGUUUCUAUUUCAUUUGCUCCUGUUGUUCGUGUUAGAGAUUGUAAUGGGUUUGGGUUUCCUAAAACAUUCACAUCCAGGGUGGUUGAUGUGGUUCAAGGAAUUUCAGUCAAUUGAAUACAGACCAGACUCUUUUUUUUUUUUUUUACAUGUGAUGAGGAAAACAGUUGAGUAUGGAGACAACAGUGUUGUUCAGUAAAAUACCAGUAUAUUCGACAGUAUUAAAACACAACCAUGUGUAAUUAGCAGUGGAUGUUUUGGGAACCCCAACCUCCGAAUGAGCUAAAUGGCCUGUACUUGUUUCCAGAUUUCAGAUGCUAUGUGUGUCACUGCCAAAUCUACUGUGGUAGCGCUUUAUAAUUCUAGCAAUAAUUGUGACAAACACUCAAGGUUUUGGUGGCCCCAUAUUGUUUAAAAUAGUACAUGUAAACUUUUCAGGAAUUAGCAAGCAUGCUCAAAGGGAUGCACUCACUCACGUCUGGUGCUUUAAAUAAAAUUACUCACCGUUGUAUCAGGUAGGAGGGCAAAAAAAACACAGUCUAAUGAACAAAUUGACGUAUGUGCUGUUACGUGUUUUUAGAAUUAUAAUGUGUUACCUGGAAAUCUGACACGUAGCAUCUUUAAGUUCUUAAGGAGUAUUGUGUGCUAAAGUUGGUCAGACCACAUUUUCCAAAAGCAGAUUAUAUCAGUUGUAGUAAGACAACUUCUGAUCAGUUGUAAGACAGUGGUUGCAAAAUCUCUACAUUACUGAUUAAAACCAGUUUGAAUGUGUCAGAGUGCCAAUCUGUUAAGUAAAAGAAUUAGUUAACCAGGGUUACGACAAGUCAUCAGUGCAAACCAGAGAAGUGUGAGAGUUUCACUGUGUGUGUGUCGUCUCCAUGAUUCAAGACUGCAAUCACGACGUCCUCUGCAGAUUUACUGUUUUGGAGAAAUGUGGUCCGACACAUGGUGUUGAUGGAAGAGCAAGAUGGAGGGAUGUAAAUAAAGAAAUGUAUUGAAAGAGUUUCACAUCUGAUUUUUCAUUUUUUGAAUGCAAAAUAGUCAACAAAGCACCAGCCAGACAGC
Molecule: messenger RNA, 11219 nt
Organism: Morone saxatilis (striped sea-bass)
Lineage: Eukaryota; Metazoa; Chordata; Actinopteri; Moronidae
Gene: kif26ba
Product: kinesin family member 26Ba
Biological process (GO): microtubule-based movement
Molecular function (GO): ATP binding; microtubule binding; microtubule motor activity
Source: RefSeq, a predicted model, not a curated record